Messenger RNA from Chara braunii, 3384 nucleotides. The record is from the annotation of a GenBank genome assembly. NCBI's taxonomy places the organism in Eukaryota, Viridiplantae, Streptophyta, Charophyceae, Charales, Characeae.
ACUGAAGUUCGAGGCCGACCAGAUGGAGAGGAUUUUCAGGUUUGCAGCGGAGCGUGGACUUGAUGUGCCCCGGGCCGGUGCAGCGACGGGAGGAGAGGCGGUGCAGCGGCCGCGGGAGGUGGGGGGGGGGCAGAGAGAUUGGGCAUGGUGAGCCCGACCAGCCAUUGGGGGGUAGAGGCGGUGGCAUCCAGGGGGACGUGAUCAUCGAUGAUCGUGAGGCACGUGGCACGGCCCGAGAGGGAUUCCCUGGACACGAGGAUCAGCCCGAGUUCGAUCCAUUGAUGGGGGAGAGGAUCGUGGACUGGCAACGGCAAGGGGGCAAGGGGCAACAACCUCCUGGGCAGGAACUGACAGGGGAGGGUUCUUCCAAGAGGAAGGAAGGGGGGGCUGUUCCGGCUAGCACUCAAGCUGGAAAGAGGCUUAGACAACAGAAGGUGGAUGAGGUGUACGGUGGCGAGUGGGUUGCUCGCCACAAGAAGACCUUCCUUCACUGGCUUUAUUCCAGCGGGGUUUCCUUCAAUGCCUUCCGCAAUGACGCAUGGAGGACAUAUCAGCAGGUGCUUCUUCAGCAGCCUGGCAGUUCGCCACGCGCUGUGCUCCCUAGCCACAGCGAGAUUGCGAGCAUGCAGGCAGUGGAGAGGCACCGUGCGGAGUUGGCCGAGGAGUUGGAGGAGGUGAGGCAGACAUUUUGGGUGACUGGCGCCACCAUCCUCUCAGACAGGAGGAAAUCACGAGACGGGAGACCGAUCGUUAAUUUCCUCGCCACAGGGUCUCGAGGGGUUGUCAUGUACACGACGAUCAAUCGAGAGGGGGAGCCGGACGAUGCUGUGCACGUCCUUUGGAGAUGGGUGACCAUUUUCCAUGAGUUCAGGUUCGGCGGGCCGCAACGGGUCAAUGCGAUAUGCACUGACUCCGCGUCAGCGUACGUUGGGGCUGCCAGGGCUCUGACCUCGGAGACCAUGCCUGCAGCAUUGAGGAGGAUCACUUGGCUCCCAUGCUCGGUCCAUGUCUGCAACAAAUUGUUGUCAGACAUGGGGACGAGUUGCGACGCGUUUGUUGAUACUAUCACACGCGCUCGUGUGCUGGUGGUGUUUUUCAAAACCCACCAGACGGCCCUUCAUUUUUUUAGGAAGCGCAGCCCCAACCUCGGUCUUGUUCUUUCAUGCGAGACGCGGUUUGCAUCUGUGUACUCCAUGUUGGAGAGGCUCAUGGCCCUGCAGGACACUUUGCAGGACAUGAUGCGAGGGGAUGACGCACGGGUUUUUGCCUCCAUCCCGUGGUCUGUUGAUGUUUGCUACAUGGCGCGUUGGGUGCGCCGACAGAUCAGAUGGGAUCCUUGGUGGCAGAGGGUGGCCGCCAUCGUCCAUAUCAUGGAGCCCGUGAUGCAGUUGCUCCGACGGAUGGAUCGUGGAGGGCAGUUCAUGUCGCUCGUGCUCGAGUGGGCACAGGCUCUUGUGAAGCGGGUGAAGGAGGCAUGCACUCCUUUGGGGUCCUCGAUCGCAGACCGGAUCAUCAAGCGUGUGCAGGCACACUCCCAGCACAUGCUAGAGCCGGCCCACUGCGUUUGGUUCUUACUGAGCCCCCGCAGGCGACAUGUUCGAUAUUUUUCCGGCGAGGUGCAAGAGUACCAUGCUUGGCUUGUGAGACAAGCCAAGAGGUACAUUCUGACGCAGACGGGUUUCGAUUUGGAGGGUGCGGAGUGCCUCCUUGCCUGCCGGCAGUUCGAGGACUUCCACAUGCAGCAGGGCAGGUUUGGUGAUUGGGGAGGGGCGGAGGGGCGUGCUCGUGGGCGCGCGUGUGGCGGUGACACCGAGACGAUCGAGUGCGCGUCUUGGUGGUCCCAGUACGGGGCCCGCGCCCCUGAGUUGCAGUGGUGCGCUCUUCGUGUGAUGCAUAUGUGGUCUUGCGUCUCUCCAGCGGAGAGGAACUGGGCAGUCCACGAGGGCAUCCACACGAAGAAGCGCAACAGGUUGGCCUUUGAGAAGGUCGUGCAGCUCGUUGAGAUCACCGCAAAUGUGCGGUUGACAGAAUAUCGGCGGGCAGGAUGCGGUUACAUGUUGCCAUGGCAGCGUGACGAGGGGAUGUUGGACUGCCAGGCAGGACUGGAGCUUGAGCCGGUGCGCACGGGCACGCGCCAGGGGAUGACGGCGACGGAGAUUGCAGAGCAGGUUGCGCUUCUUACGCGCGAUCCCAUCGGGUCUUCCACACCGCCAUCCGCUGAUGCUGUUUUUGAGAGACGUGCUUGCAUUUUCCAUCCGUACCCCAGGGACGAUGACUCGGAUGAGGAGCCCGCACCCGAGGGAUCAAAUGACCCUGCCCUGCCCAUCCCGAGCGAGAUCGACGAGACGCAUGAGGAGGCCAAUGAUGUCGAGGUGAGGACAUACACGGCUCGGCGGCCAGCGGACCGGGCAGAGGAGGAGAUGCAGGGGGGGGGCGAGGAUUUAUGGGGCCCUUUCGGGGAGGUGGCUUCCACGGGUGAUGCGCGUGCUGACAGAGGCGGGGCCUCUCAUGCCGACAUGAGCCGUGCAGAGGCGGGGAGACCGACUCCUGCUCCUAUAUGUGCGUAUCUCUUCCUGAAGAAACGGGAGACGAUUUUGGUGGAGUUCGAGAAGCAGGGAAUGGAUGCUGCGUUGUGCGACGGGAGCAGUAAGCUCGUCGAUGACGCCUCGUUGUUUAAGGAUUGCCCGCCGUAUAUGGGGUGCGAGGACGACAAGACGAUUAAGGCGACGGAAAAAAUCGUCCUCAACAAGAAGUUGUCUGCCGAUUGGAAGAACAAGGUCCUCUCCGUGUUGACCGGAAGUAGGACGAAGAGUAUGGAGGUCGUGCUUGCCGAAGGCAUUGUGCACGUUCUGUGGAAAGACUCGGGGGACAUGACAUCCAUCGCCCCGUUCGGCGUUGACCCUCCGGAGGUGCAGAUGAGGGUCAUGGAGUUGGAGAAAGCGGUUGGGACCACCAAAUGCCACACGUGCGUUCUCGAUCUGUGCGAGCUGGUGGACUUCAAACAGUGGAAGCCGAAAGCUUUCGAGAGUUCGAAUUCCGUCCAAGAGCAAUUGUUUCCGUCACACUGGACGGUCAUCGCUUUCAUCCCUCCGCGGUGGGACUACUCCUUCAUGACCAGCCUGCGCCGUCUGCCCGUUGUCAAGGCAAUGGCAGGGAAGUGGGUCAAGAAGGCACAACAGAAGAAAAGUUUUUCAGUCGGGAACAACUUGUACUCGGCUAACUUGAACGACCACAUGUACAUUCUCUUCAAAGGUGACGAUUUGCAGGAGAAUACUUCUGUCAUUUACGAUGGUAGGUUAUCGGCAGGUGACGCUGCGGCUGUUGGGGCACAUUAGAAACUGACCCCGACAGAUAUAUCAGAGAUUCCCUUCGACCCUUGCGAGU